This is a messenger RNA of Colletotrichum acutatum, 1059 nucleotides long. RefSeq lists its product as uncharacterized. The record is from RefSeq and is a predicted model, not a curated record. The transcript is spliced from 2 exons. Lineage: Eukaryota; Fungi; Ascomycota; Sordariomycetes; Glomerellales; Glomerellaceae. Bases 123 to 941 code for a protein of 272 amino acids.
GUGCACUUCAAAUUACUCCCCUUUCCUCCAGCUCACUGGUCUCAAUAUCGACCUCACCUCCAUUACCUUAGCCUGGUCAGCUCGAGGCGAGACAACUCUCCAACACUCUCAACACUCUCAACAUGUCCUCCAAUACAGACAACCAGAUGACAAGGUUUCUCUUCGCUAUCUUGAAACAGAAGAACCUCAAGGAUAUUGACUGGAAUGCCGUCGCUCAUGAUCCGAUACUAUCACAACCCAUCACCAACGGCCAUGCUGCUCGCAUGAGAUACUCCCGUUUCCGCUCGGCAAUGCUGGGCCUCGAGCCUCAAAAACGUAACAGAGCCACCGCAAACAAGAACAGGGUCACGAAGAACAAAAAGGAGCAAAAGCCACCGAAAAAGGAAGAGGAAGACGACGACGAGAAGAGGGUGAAGCCGGAACCAGGGACUCUUGAGGCUCUUCACCAAGCUGAGGCUCGUGCCAGGUCUCCUGUCAAGGUUAAGCAUGAGCAUAGCCAGCCUUCCUACCGACAGCAGUUCACACCAACAUCCAUGGCGUCUCCCACCGCCACGGAAUGCCAGCAGACCUUUCAGCCCAGGAUGCUCACGCCGUGUAGCGACGACAUGUUCUCCGCGCCUCACAACCUGCAGUUCAGCCCGUCAGCAAGCCUCAUGGGCGCUCACCCGACCUUCGAUCUUCCAUCGGCCAUGGCCUGCGCACACGAGCCAGAACAGCAGCACCACCACGAGCACGACCACAACUCCUGGGCACCGAGUCCAAUCUACUCGGCUUUUGACGCCGCCUACGAUAUCGACGGCUUCGGCGUCGGCUCCUUGUGCGAUCACCAGGCCGGUCAGGGGCAUACCGACGACAUGCACGGAUCUCCCGCGCUGGGGUCUCUCAUGCCUGAGCACAUGAACAUCAAGAACGAGCACUGGGACACCCAUUUCCACCCAUGAUAUUUUCGAACCUGAAAAACGGUUCAAGCGAAUACUGGUGGGUGUGAGAAUGGUAUUGAGGGAGAGGUCAUCUUAUACGUUUUGGGUCCGGGUUGGAAAAAAGAAAAUACCUCGGGCU